AUGGGGAAAACGACGAUCUUCUUCGUGCUGGUGGCAGCCAGUUUACUGGCUUCAGGAACAUCUCAUGCGAGGACAGAAGAUAAUCCGGACGAACUGGAUUUCGAAGAAGAUGAUAGCUCGCAUGAACAAAUAUCAGCGUCGUUGAAAAUCGAAGAAGAUGCCGCAAAGAACAAGACGGACGAUACUCAAGAAGUAACAUCCAUUAUAAGGACAAAAGAGAAACGUAAUCAGAUCAGCGAGGUUGUUCCAGUAAUACGGAACACGUCACGGCCUCAAAGACGUUUAAUGGGCAGUUUGAUAUCUUCGAGAAUAUCCAACAAUGUGACAAUCACUCCAUUACUUGAAGAUGUCGAGCCAUUGUUGGGGUCUAACAAUAGCAGGGAAAAUGCAACUAGAGAACUCAUGCUGCCCAUCGACGCCGAUAUUGCCAAAAUCAUUACAGAUGACACACCUGAAGAGCUGCCAGAAGCUCAAGAACUGAGAAGGCCUGGGAAGAGAAGACGAAUUUAUUACCGACCUCCACCUAGAAGAGCAUCAUCGAAUAGAAGAAACGUUUACGGAGAAACGUCACGACCAUCCGGAAAUAGGCCAAUCAGGAGACCAGCUGAUCCUAAACGAACUCCAACUGAAAAGGAAUGCACUUUCUUUUCGAAAACUGUUUGCUUGGAGGCUGUGGACUAUCCUCAUGAAUUCAUCCUGAGGAGCAUUCGGAGCAACAAGGAGAUGGUUGCUGCACUUUUGGCGGAUUACAAGGUGCAAGACUCCGGAAUACUUGAUGACGAAUUACCGCCCGCUUUGCAGCAAGAAAGCAGAUAUGAAAACCGAUAUGAGAGCAACGAAAUUAAACGGAAAUACGAUCUUUCGACGCUCGAAAACGUCGAGGAAGGUUUCACCUGUCCGUCCCAGGUGAAGUAUGCCCGUCCCCAAUUAGCCAGAGCUGCAUCAGGUGUGUGGAAAUACAUCAUUAACACCGGCGAACAUACGCAGACAUUGCGACUGGAGAAAUGCUCAAAUCCGCACACGAGCUGUUCCUUCAUCUCCGAGAAUUACCGUUCAUCGUGUGUCCAGGUGUACAACUACCAUCGACUUCUCACCUGGGAUUCCAAGCUAGGUUUGCACAUGGACAUAUUCAAGGUGCCAACCUGUUGCAGUUGUCACGUCCACGGAUACACCGAAAUCUAUCCACCGCAUCAAAAGGAUCCGCCACCCAAGCCAAAGGAAUCCUUCCCUGGGGUUGAUUUCGCAACAGAAGAUAACAACGAAGAUCUUGGGCCGUAUGGCAAACCUACAAACUACGUUAACAAAUACACGCAUCACAUCAACUACGAUUCAUCGUUUGGUGCUGGUCAUGGUCACCACGACAGCUCCCCGACUUCGUACUUAAAUGAUCUUAGCGAAGCGUCCAAUGUCCAUACAACAAAGAACAAAAAGCCAGUGUUGGAUGCCACAGUUAAUCGGCCGACUUACUCCACGUCUGGAAGAGUCAGGCCCAAAAAACCAGCGCCAGUUCCCCGACCAUAUGAUAAGCUACCUCAACAACAUGCACCAAACACCAGAGCACCAGGGUACACGGGAGGACCAUUGUUGAAGGCUCCUAGGCCAAAUAGACCCAAUAGGCCUUACAGAAGGGAGUCCACUUCCCAUGUUGAGUAUCAUGGGACCUCCCGGAAUUCAACCUUGACUGAUCGUUUCAGUACGCAAUUUGACCAAGGAUUGGACGGAACGACAAGGUUGCAGAGCGGUAAUUUCGACGAAGAGUACCAAGAACCGCCUAGACGAGUAAAUUACAACUAUCACCCGAUAAUAGACUUCUUCAAACCGGAAGCGGCCAUGCUACAGUCUACGCAACCCGAAGCGGCCCAAACUUCUUCGGAGGAAAGCAAUUCUUGGAAACCAAUGGUUUCAUCCUAGACAUUUGCCAUGUCUUUUUGUAGUACCUGAAACCGUCGCAAAUUACGAUUUAUUGUAGUCAUAUUGUACCUUUUUGGAAACAGCCAAAAUGGCGGAGCAUUCAUCAAUCGAGAGGAAGAUUCUCGCAUCAUAAACGUCUCGAAGCUUAACAAACCAUUUUCCCAAAAAGGCUCUGUUUACGCGAAGGUAUAAACAACAUUUUACAAUGCAUCUUAGGUAGAUACACAAAAUAUAAAUCACGCAAUACUUAAUUAUGACUUUUAUGAAAUUAUCGUAUUUAUGUGGCCAUGCCAGCGAUACAUAGGGUUACAUGACAAAUAUUAUUUCUAUUCAACAUUGGUUCUUUUUUAGACUUGGAAGAAUAUCCUCGAGACUGUUAAAAACGUUCAUAAUACAUAAGUUUGCUAAGUAGAGUUAAUAGAAUAUAUAAUAAUUAUUUCUGUAUUAAGUUUAAACUUACAAAGUGGUGCUCAUAGCGAUCAAUG
Messenger RNA from Orussus abietinus, 2396 nucleotides. It is a transcript of the gene NT1, whose product is annotated as neurotrophin 1. Gene Ontology annotation, cellular component: extracellular region. NCBI's taxonomy places the organism in Eukaryota, Metazoa, Arthropoda, Insecta, Hymenoptera, Orussidae. The transcript is spliced from 9 exons. Gene Ontology annotation, biological process: regulation of Toll signaling pathway; innate immune response; central nervous system formation. Bases 1 to 1911 code for a protein of 636 amino acids. The record is from RefSeq and is a predicted model, not a curated record. Gene Ontology annotation, molecular function: growth factor activity; Toll binding.